Messenger RNA from Pedinophyceae sp. YPF-701, 1422 nucleotides. Lineage: Eukaryota; Viridiplantae; Chlorophyta; Pedinophyceae. The record is from the annotation of a GenBank genome assembly.
AUGAUCGCAGCGUCUACGGCGUGCCGGAGGCCGGCGACCUGCCAGCGCGAUGGGCGCAAAGGCUAUCGGUCGACGCGGGCACUGGCGCGGUCGGGAGCGCAGCGCCGGAACGUCGCGGCGCGGUACCGCACCCGAGGCAGCGCUGACGUCCCCAAGGGCAUGAUGAUGGUGGAGGACCUCCAACGUCUGGUCGACGAGGCCCUCGAGCCGUCUGCUGGGAGGAGCGUCAUCGACCUCGACGGCCGCGUCGUGGACGGCCAGUGCGAGAAGGAGUCCGAGAACAUCUCGUUCUACGGCGGCAACCCUUGCGCCCUGGGACCCGUUCUCAAGAUCACCAAGCCGUGCGUCAUCAAGAACGGGACCCUCCGCGGCUUCGGCGGCGUGCUCGCCAUCCCGGAGCGCCCCGCGAGCAUCGGGCCGAAGAUCGCCGCCGUGCACGUCACGCGCGAGGGUGCCGGCGCCGUGUUCGACAACGUCACCAUCGACUACCCCAUGGAGGCGUGCGUGGAGGCCGGCGGCGACGAGGGCGGCCCCGUCGCCGUGUACGUCGAGCCGGGGUCGGUGGUGACGCUGCACCGGACCUGCAUCGACGGCGCGCAGACCGCGUGGCACGGCGUGGAGGCCGCGGGGGGCGCCGCGGCGUACAUGGUCCUGAGCCGCGUCACGCGCACGACGGGGGCGGCGGUGCUGGCGCACGGCACGGGGAGCAUCGUGCGUCUGACCGACGUGGCGGUGGACGGCAACGAGGCCGGGGUGGUGGCCGCGAACGGCGCCGAGGCGCUCAUCGAGGGCGGCGCGCUGUACGCCAACUCGACGUUCGGCGCGCAGGCCACGGGGAACGGGUCUGCGGUGGACUUGAUCGGGGCGGAGGUGCGCCACAACGGGGAGGCGGGCGUGGAGGCGUGCUUGGGCGGGCAGGUGGUGCUGCGGCCGUGCAACAAGAUCGAGAGGAACGGCGCGAAGGGGCGCGAGGACCACAACGUGGUGGCGCAGAUGGGCGGCAAGGUCCUGCAGGGCAGCCAGGUGCCCCCGAUCAAGUUCGACGAGCCUGACGAGGCGACUCUGCGCGCCGAGGCCGGCGACGUUCCGCUCUGGGCGGACCUGGACCCGGUGUCUGCGCGCCGCAUCGCCGGCCGGGACCGGCGCCGCGCCGCGGCGCACGCGCACCGCCUGAGCGAGCAGACGGCCGCGCCGCAGCAAGCGGCCGCGCCGCAGGUCGCCGCGGGCCCCGGCGUGGUGCUCGACCCGCACGACCCCGCCGCGGAGGGCUUCGGCGUCUCUCAGCAGGAGGUUGAGCGCGUCGUGGCGCAAGCGGCGGGCAGCUCGGCAGCGCACGGCGGCAGCCGUCGCAGGAACCGCGCUCCGCCCGAGAUCGGCGAGCACGACCCCGGCUUCUCCAUGGACUACGAAGGCUGGCUGUGA